AUGAUCAUGUCCGUGUUCAGGGGUCCCCUGACCCUCUGGCUUUGCCACUUCAUCAAUGCAGAGAAACACCUGACCGAGAAGCUCAAGGAGAACAAGUACUUCCCGUUCCAGGUGCAGCAACCCAAAGUGUUUGUGAUGGAGUAUUACAAGGACAUGAUCUGGAAGGGAGCACUGAUUUUUGUACUUUCUUUGGUGAUCUGCAUCUUCCAAUGCAGAUCAGAACAGGGCACCCAGAAUUUAGCUGGCUUCUUUGUCCUUGGCAUGUUGACCGGAAUCUGGCUGGUGGUGAGCAACAUCCAUAAGCGCCGGCUGAUCAUCAACCACAGCAGGGGAUUCUACCAGUUCUACAUCAAAGGCAUCCUCUGGCAGGAGGGCCCAUUGCAUCAGAUCUACGUGCGGCUCGUAGCCCAGCGCGACGCCCACGGGACGCUUUUCUACAGCCUCAUUAUCAAAGGAUACCGCCUGGAGGCGCUUACCCUGGCUGACCUGACGGACAAGUGUGAGCUGAUAGAUGCCCUGGGGCGCCGCAUGGCACGCAACCUCAACCUCAACUACUUUGAUUAUGAGGAUAUCUCCACACGCCACGUCAUCAGGCACCAUCCACCAGAGAAGGAGGAGGAGGAGGAGGAGAUGGAUUAUGGCGAUAACAUGAGUGUAUGA
This is a messenger RNA of Rhineura floridana, 660 nucleotides long. It is a transcript of the gene CATSPERQ, whose product is annotated as transmembrane protein 249. The transcript is spliced from 5 exons. The record is from RefSeq and is a predicted model, not a curated record. Lineage: Eukaryota; Metazoa; Chordata; Lepidosauria; Squamata; Rhineuridae. The coding region runs from base 1 to 660 and encodes 219 amino acids.